Messenger RNA from Chenopodium quinoa (quinoa), 3838 nucleotides. RefSeq lists its product as uncharacterized. NCBI's taxonomy places the organism in Eukaryota, Viridiplantae, Streptophyta, Magnoliopsida, Caryophyllales, Amaranthaceae. The transcript has 3 exons. Bases 215 to 1993 code for a protein of 592 amino acids. The record is from RefSeq and is a predicted model, not a curated record.
CGAUUCUCGGCUAACCAAAAAUUUAAGAGAUCUAUAAAAUUUCCCCAAAAUAAAAUUAAUUUUAGAGAGAGAAAGUAUUAAAGGAGUAAGAAUCUCGUGCUCUUUGCUCAGAACUUUCAUCUUUUUUGCACAUACUCUGAUUGAUUUGCUAGGGUUUUGAAUUAGGGUUUUUCGACGAAGCAGUUUGUGAGUGGUUAAAUCAUUUAAUUAAACAAUGAACGAUCAGUCUCAAAUGAUGAAUCAGCAUCAGAUGAUGAAUCAAUCGCAAAUGGUGAAUCAGCAGAUGCCGCCACCGCCGCAGAAUCAAGCUCAGAUGGUUAGUCAGGCUCAAAUGGCGGCGAACCAGCCGAAUAUGAUGGUUAGUCAAGCUCAAAUGGCGGCGAAUCAGCCGAGUAUGAUGGCGAGUCAAGCUCAAAUGGCGGCGAAUCAGCCGAGUAUGAUGGUUGGUCAGAACUACGGUCAGUGGUCAUUGCCUCCGCCUCAAAUGAAUGCUAUGAAAUUUGCGAAUCCUAUGAAUCAAAUGUAUGCUGGAAUUGCGAAACCUGGACGUAGUAUUAAUAACAAUAAUAAUAACAAUAAUUGGAAGGGAAAGAAACCUAUGGAUAAGAGGAAAGAUGGUAGGAGGAAGGAUAAUAACAAGCCAUUGCCUGGUGGCGGUGGCGGUAUUGGUGGUGUGCCUUCGAUAGGGCCUGGUGGCGGUCUGAGCUAUCAGCCGCCGACGCUUUAUGAACUUGAACAGCAGAAUAGACUUAAGGCUAGGAGGUUUUACCACCCUAAGAAGAAGUUUAAUAGGAUGGGACCUUAUGCUCAUGCUCCGAGGAAUACUACUUCGUAUAUAAUUCGAGCUAAGAAGUCUGGUGGGAUUGCUUCGUUGGUUUCUCCUUGCCCUGUGACACCUGCGGUGUUGCCUACACCUGUGUUCUCGCCCUCGAGGGAGGCUUUGGUUGAUAUGGCUAAGGAGGAGUGGGGGGUUGAUGGGUAUGGGUCGAUGAAGGGUUUGAUUAGGCUUAGGUCUCCUGGACAUGAUGAGGCAGUUGAUGAUUAUGAUGAAGAGGAUGAUGGGGGGUCGAGUGAGAGUGAUGUUGAGGAGCAUGUGGAGGUAGAGAGGAGGUUGGACCAUGAUUUGAGUAGGUUUGAGAUGAUAUACCCGAACAGCGGUGCUGAUUACCAUAAUGUGCUGGAGAAUAGAGUUGAUGAUCAGGAUACCCAUAUCGCGCAACUGGAGGAAGAGAAUUUGAUUCUUAAGGAGAGGCUGUACUUGAUGGAGAGGGAGCUUGGAGAGCUGAGGAGGAGGUUGUUGUGUCUUGAGAGGCAGAAUCAAGUUGUGGAGGAUAUAAAUGAAGAAGUUGUGGAAAAUGUCUCUGAAAACGAUAGUGAAGGACUAAGAAAUCUUCCUUUUGUUGUUAAUAAGCACAAUGAGGAGGUUGAUUCUUUGCCAGGAAAUAGGGUUAUAGAUAGUGAGGCAAGGAGGGAAGACAGUGGUGAAACGCUGCACAAGGAACUCAAGGAGCUUGCUGUGAAAGAGGUCUAUGAUGAUGAAGUCGUGAGAAGUCAUGGAACUGGUGUUGGAUUGGAGGAGUAUAUGCAGGAUAAUGGAUUAACUAAUGAUGGGCUCGGGUAUAGGUUGAUGGUAGACAAUCGGGUUGAACAGCAUAAUGAAGAGCUGCCUAGUGACUUAGGAAAAGGAUCGAUUGAACACAUAGAGCCUGAGAAUAAUAAGGAUAUAAUUAGCUCAUCUGUUGGAAAUGAAGAGGACAACAUUAAUGUUGCUGUGAAAAAACCUGUUGGAGAUGCCUACAUGGGAGAAACUUUGGCAGAGAGAGAUGUGAAGGACAGAACUGAGGUCAACUUGAAGCAAGAUGAGGCUGUGGCAGGUGGAACAGAGGCGGUAGGGAGCGAUUUUGUGAUGAUUAAUGAACCUGUUGAAGAUGUCUGCAUGGGUGAUGCUUUAGUGACAGACAGGGAAGUCAAGAAUGUUGAAACUACUGAUUGAAGGUUGUGGAGUUGAAAGCUUAGAGAAGAGCAUUGGCGACGGUGACUAUUCAAGUUGUCCCGCGUGAAUGUAAGUUCUCUGAUUAGAACUACCAAUUGCAGGAAGAAGAAAAAGUUUUAACUCCUGUACAUAGUACUUUGAUCUCUGGAUAUUUUGUGUUAUUUGGUUUUUUUUUUUUUUUUUUUUUUUUGGGCGUUUGUAGGGAUGUUCUAGGAGUCCAGUUUAAAAUGCAUAUGACUAGAUUAAUAUUAAUUUCGGUUGACGUUGUGUCAGUGGGUAAAUAGUUAGGUCGGAAGGAGGGGAAGUUGUAACCUUCCAUUUAAAAAUGGUUGUAAGUCAUGUACCAGCCUUUCUCGGCUUAAUGCCAUUAAAACCUUGGUGUCUGAUAUAGUCUUUUUUAUUGAAUUAUGUAUGUUUUUAAGAUACUCUUCAACUUACCAUUGGAGAGCAAACUCAUUCUGUAAGUUUAAUAAUUCUCAAGGUGGUUUAUGUUUUAAUUCUACUGAAUAGCCGAUUGUAUAUUAAUCUUGUUCCAUGGCUAGCUGAACAUUGGCCACAAGUGGGUAUAUGGCAGAUUGCUGACAAAGAUGACGAUGAAGAUCAUCUAGUAAGGUUCAGCCCUUUGAUCUAUUAUACAUUAAUAUUAAGUGGCUCUCUGCAGGUUUUACAGGCAAGAUCUGUAAAGCUGUUUAAGAGAUGAACUUUCAUCGUAUGGAACUUGAUCAUAGGUCUGUAUGGUCUGGCUUUAUAACUCUUGAAUCUUGAUAAGUGUUUUCCUCUGUUUUACCUCAGUGAAAUCUUGUUGUCCAUCAUCUUUGUGGCAGAGGCUCUUUUUUGAGAUUUAAUUGUUACCCUUUUAAGGAUAGGAUGUAUUGUUUAUAUGAGUUGUUUUACAUUGACUGGUUUGUUUUUGUGUGAUUGGGUUGAUUGUAGCAUGAAAUCAUUCACAUUCUGGAUUAAGGUUGUGAUGUAUUGUUUAUACGAACUCUUUGUUUUACAUUGACCUGCCUUGUGUUUGUUUUUCUGUAAUUGGGUUGAUUAUAGCAUGAAAUCCAAUACAUUCUUAUUUAAGGUUGUUUUUUUCUAUAUUAAGUACAUCUCCCCGGAUUAGCUCGAGUCAUUUGGCUACCUACCUUGUCUUGGCUUUUGAACCCUAGUAGAUGACUCUUCUUAUUUGGCUUCCUUUCUUCCCUAUUUCACUUUAUUGUAUUUGGUACCUAAUUUUAGACCAAACAUUGUGUACCAUGCUCAUUCAGUCUUUUUGAGCAAUACUUUAGGGUCAGUGGUGCUGAUAGUGUGAUGUAACCGUGUAAGGUUGAUAGAAUACGGUUCAACAAUUGUUGCUCUUGCUAUCUAAAUGUUGUACAAGUAUUUGUGUCAUGUCUUUCAAUGCAUUGUUACAACAGAAGCAGACUACUAAUAUGUGAAUAGAUGUUGCAGACGAGUUGUUUAAUAGAUGCAAUCUUGAGAUGGUUACUCUUUCAAAUGAGCUCAGCUCCAGAAAUCAGGUUAUGGUUUUUGAUAUUAAGUUUGCAAUUGCUGAGAUAAAAGUGGGUAACACGAAUAUAUUCUUGUUCAGUUAUUGUGGGACUUACAGCAUGGAUGCUUAAUGUUAAGGUUCUAUUGCGCAACAAAAAGGCUCUAUGGCCUCUAUCGCAGAGCAGUUAGUCCUCUGCUACACUGUGGGAUCAGCACUUACAAAGUUGCAAGUAUAGUCGAUUAGUAGUCACUCAACUCAUGUGUAACGAGUUGAUCAGGUCAUUGUACAUUUGUUAUUCUUAUUCAUCUGUAAUAAACGAUAUCAUAAUACCAUUUAUGUGUAUACGAGCUUAUCUAAGUAUUAAA